AUGGGGUACAAGAAUGCCCAGGUACAAUGUAAAACCUGCUUACAGAACCAGCGAAGGCUCACUUUAGUACAAUAUGAUCAAAGUGGCCAUAAUGUUGGUCCACGGGAAGGCCUCGACCCCACCACCUUGACCCACCCGCUGGAGCUCGAUCGAGCAGCUCAGGACGCUGAGGAGCGUCAGGCAAAGCAGGAGCCCGCAGACCCUGUAAGCGACAGCCCCCCUGAGCGCAGCCUGCAGAAGAAAAGCCAGCUGCGCCACCGGUUCCUGCUCCUUCCUUCUGCUAUUCCUGGUGGACUUUCAGUGCAGCCACUCCCGCAGAGGCGGCAGCUGCCUUCCCCAAGGCAGGUGGAGGUCUUCCACAAGCACCUGAGCACCAGGGGCUUGCCGUCAGGAGUGCUCGGUGCUGAGCUGGGAAUUCCACUUCCCUCAUCACUGAAGGUUCUACCUCCUGAUCCGACCCUUCAUUCCUCCCCGGGGGCCCUUCAGGCAGUGAAAGGAAGGCCAAGAAGUGAGGGGGUUCUGCCAACCAUCACAGAGAGAGCCAGUCACACCUCAUCAGCGGUGCCAACUUCACAGACAGGCGAGAGCCAGGUGACCGCCCAACUCAGGCCCCCUACCACGGUUACAACCAAGCCAGACAGCAGUCAGCCUAGGACCCAGGCAAACCCUGGCCCCGGCAAGGACAUCCCACUGGAGGACACGGCCACUCCCCUCGCUGACCAGCCGACAGCAACCCCAGCCAUGGCUCUUCCUGGGAAGAGCUCCAAAGCAGCUGGGGUGGUGUCGACAAUGGAAGGAAGCACAGAAGCAAGUACCAGCACAAUGGUCACCACCACCGUGACCACCUCUCUGCCAACCACAGCUCCAUGCAGCAUAACAUUCUCAAGCUCUGAAGGAUAUAUCGAUUCCAGUGACUAUCUUCCGCUGUCUGCCUACGGCUCUCUGCAGUGUACCGUUAAUGUCACUGUCUUCAUGGGAUAUGGAGUGGAACUGCAGGUUAAAACUCUGAACCUGUCUGAAGGAGAGCAGCUCUCCAUCCUUGGGCUGGAAGGUGGCAGCUGGAUCGUUCUGGCCAACCAGGUGCUGCUAGUUGAAGGUCAGGUGAUCCGAAGCCCGACCAAUACCAUUUCAGUGCAUUUCCGUUCAUUCCAGUAUGGAGGCAUUGGAUCGUUUCGGCUUCACUAUCAGAUUUUCAUGCUGAGUUGUAACUUUCCACGGCGACCCAAUUAUGGAGAUGUGUCCGUGUUGGAUUUGCAUGCCGAUGGUACUGCACACUUCCGCUGUAACCCUGGUUACCAGCUCCAGGGGCCAGACACACUGACCUGUAUGAAUGCGUCACAGCCACACUGGAACACCAAGGAGCCAAGCUGUCAAGCCCUCUGUGGUGGUACAAUAUCAAAUGCUACCAUUGGAAGAGUAUUGUCUCCCAAUUAUCCCGCAAACUACAGCAACAACUUAACCUGCACUUGGAUAAUCGAAGGCACCAAGGGGCAGAAAUUCCAUAUGCACUUUGAAAAGAUCUCCCUUGCUGGAAAAGAAGACAGGCUUGUCAUCGCGAGUGGACACAAUAGACACAGUGGAGACAGUACCUCCUCAACAGUGUUGUAUGAUUCCCUAAGGAAUGAGUACUUCCCAAUCGAAGGUUUGAUUACGAAUGGCCACCUUGUCCAGGUUGAGUUCACCUCUGAUGAAAUGCUGACAGCAGGUGGUUUCAACAUUCGAUACGAAGCCUUUGAGCGUGGACACUGCUUUGAGCCAUACAUGCAGAAUGGGAACUUCACAACAACUAAUCCCUCGUAUAGUGUCGGGGCAGUGGUGGAGUUCUCCUGUGAUCCUGGUUACACCAUGGAACAUGGCUCACCCAUCAUUGAGUGCAUCGACAUCAGGGAACCCUACUGGAAUGGGACAGAACCACUCUGUAGAGCUCUGUGUGGUGGAGAACUGAGCACCCAGAGCGGAGUCAUUCUCUCACCAAACUGGCCACAGCCAUACGAUGAAGGGGAAGACUGCAUCUGGAGGAUUCACGUUGGCGAGGACAAGCGUAUACUGCUUGAUGUUCAGCUCCUGAACCUCACCAACAGUGACAUAUUAUCCCUUUACGAUGGAGACGACUUAACCAUGAGGAUUCUCGGUCAAUUCGUCGGUAGCAACGCCCCGUUGAAGGUUUACUCCACCACUUCCGAUCUCACCGUCCGAUUCCAUUCCGAUCCAGCUGGCUUGAUUUUUGGGAAGGGCCAAGGAUUUAUCAUGAAUUACUAUGAGGUCUCACGGAAUGACACCUGCUCAGACCUUCCUGAGAUUCCCAAUGGCUGGAAAACCACUUCCCACAGAGAAAUGGUGCGAGGAACCUUGAUAACUUAUCAGUGUGACCCAGGGUAUGACAUCCUAGGAAGCGACACCCUCACCUGCCAGUGGGAUCUCACUUGGAGCAAUGAUCCUCCGUUCUGUGAGAAAAUAAUGUACUGCACAGACCCUGGAGAAGUGAAACAUGCCAGUCGUACGAUUUCAGACACCAAGCUGCUGGUGGGGUCCACAAUACAGUUCAGCUGUGAUCCAGGAUAUAUAUUGGAUGGAAACGCACUGGUGACCUGCUACAGCCGAGAGACAGGCACCCCGUUAUGGACAUCAAAACUACCACACUGUGCACCUGAGGAGUCAGUAGCAUGUGAAAACCCAGGACUACCACAAAAUGGCUACCAGAUUCUAUAUAAGCGUCUGUAUCUGCCAGGCGAGACGUUGACCUUCAUGUGUUACGAAGGCUUUGAGCUGGUUGGAGAGGUUACUAUCAGGUGCAUCAUUGCCCACCCAUCCCACUGGAGUGGGCCACUGCCUUCAUGUAAAGCUGCUCAGUACGGCUUCGAGCACUCUUUGGAAGCAGAGGCAGCUGCAGAAAGACCAAUGGAUGGUGGAAACAUGGCUCUGGCAAUAUUCAUCCCAAUCCUCAUCAUCUCCAUUUUGUUGGGAAGCACCUACAUUUACGUCACCAGGUGCAGAUAUCACUCGAACCUGCGUCUGCCUCUGAUGUCCUCUCACCCCUACAGUCAAAUUACUGUGGAAACGGCCUUUGACAAUCCCAUCUAUGAGACAGGACCAGCAGGCAAAGGUAAAUCUUUCCACACAAUUAAUCAAUGUCACUUUGAUGCCAAUGCCCAGGCAUGA
This is a messenger RNA of Hypanus sabinus (Atlantic stingray), 3159 nucleotides long. RefSeq names its product seizure 6-like protein. The record is from RefSeq and is a predicted model, not a curated record. Gene Ontology annotation, biological process: synapse maturation. Lineage: Eukaryota; Metazoa; Chordata; Chondrichthyes; Myliobatiformes; Dasyatidae. The transcript has 18 exons. Bases 1 to 3159 code for a protein of 1052 amino acids. Gene Ontology annotation, cellular component: neuronal cell body; endoplasmic reticulum.